UUUAACAGCUUGAGGUUGAAAACAUCUUUUAAUUUAAAGUAAGAAGAAAUUCAAUGACUAUUCCUUUCCCUCGUUAUUUAACAGACUAUAAUCGAACUGUUGUAACAUUAUCUGAAUUUUCUGCAGUGCUCCCCGACACAGUACUGCAAACGUGUUGGCUCCUAUGAUAGCCCAGGCAAGAGUGGCAUCCACGGGCAUUCGCAGGUCAAGAUCUGCAGUGUUUACGGAGGACUUUCCUCACAGAGGAACUCCUGCUCGUCGUACUAUCUGCCAACCGAACUACCAACAUCGUGUAAUUCCGCAAUACCAGGAGCCGCCAAUGUCAUCAUGGGAGCCUCUACUGCCCCAGAACCGCAACUUGGCAGUGAUUCCACCCAACGCUCGGCCCCGACCUCACCCCAGACCAGAACCUUUGCCUCCCUCUCCCAAUAAGGGCUCCUGGGCUACUCUGCCAGCCUCCACCCCUACAAACACUCUCUUCUUGUCUGGACUCUUCCUGAUAUUCGCCAGCACUAUCAACUGUCUCUUGUGCUUCUACCUACUUGCCAAGAAAGGAAGGCACUACUACAUCGACCUGGCAGUUAUGUCUGGCUUUGCAAUGUUGGUGCUCGGCUAUGCAGCUGUGCGCACUGGCCGCUGGGACUGGGUCUUCAAUCGCAACUAUCUUGCAGGUUACAUGGUGUUGAGCAUGCUAGAUGUGCUGUUGUGUGGAGUGCUAGGUCUACUAGCCAGUGACUGGAGACCACCAGAGGUUGCAUCAGUUGCCAUGUGUUACAUGGUGUUGAGCAUGCUAGAUGUGCUGUUGUGUGGAGUGCUAGGUCUACUAGCCAGUGACUGGAGACCACCAGAGAUGCCAGAGAUUGUAGAGGUGGCAUCAGGGGCCGUAUUUGGACUAUCAGCACUUAUGUUGCUUCUGGCACUCAUACUGUGUGCCUCUUCAUGUUGCAAACAUCCACCACCAGAUAACAGGGUUUCUCACAGUGUCCCUAGCCUUAUUGUAUAGUGAUUUAUAAGUGUAGCUUACUAUUAAAAAAUAUAACAUGUGCAUUUAUAGUAGU
Molecule: messenger RNA, 1058 nt
Organism: Macrosteles quadrilineatus (aster leafhopper)
Lineage: Eukaryota; Metazoa; Arthropoda; Insecta; Hemiptera; Cicadellidae
Exons: 5
Coding region: 164-1003 (279 amino acids)
Source: RefSeq, a predicted model, not a curated record